Messenger RNA from Pseudozyma hubeiensis SY62, 588 nucleotides. RefSeq lists its product as hypothetical. NCBI's taxonomy places the organism in Eukaryota, Fungi, Basidiomycota, Ustilaginomycetes, Ustilaginales, Ustilaginaceae. The coding region runs from base 1 to 588 and encodes 195 amino acids. The record is from RefSeq and is a predicted model, not a curated record. The transcript has a single exon.
AUGAAGUUCACUCCCCUUGCACUCAUCGCAGCCUUGCUCGUCGCGGCGACCAGCGUCAACUCGCAACUGGUCGACGAUCCAUCCUCGUCGCUCCUCGAACGAUCGCUCGACCCGUCCCUCCUCUCUUCCGAGGUCAUCCUGGAAGCACGUCAAGCCUCUUCCUCGAACGCCACCACGACGUCGUCCGCCGCCGAACCCUCCGGAUCCGCCGCACUCGGCGGCGACGCCACCAUCACCGAACCCUCCUGCUCCAUGACCAACCACCUCUCCCAGAACCAGCAAGCUUCCUGGGGUAACGGUUUCAUCAACACGUGCUGCAGCUUCAACCAGGGCGUCACCUGCUGGUACCGCAGACAGGACGACGUCUCCCCGCAGCAGGAGUGCGAGAUUCCCACCUGCGAAGAGCUGGCUUCGGACGACAGGUCAAAGUGGGUCGGGUUUGUGCCGUUGAACUCGACGAAUGGGUCCGGAAAAUGGGGGAAUACGUUUUUGAGUUUGGGCAUGUUGAGUCCCGCGGCGGCGAUGGUGCCGAUGAUGGGUGCGGUGGUGGCGGUAGCGAUGGUGGUGGUGACCAUGGUGACGGUGUAA